AUGUCUGGCUUAGGAGGUCACUUCGCGGUGGAAUUCGCCCGUGAAACAUGGGCUCUGUAUGCCGUCGGCGUACUGGGUGCCGUCUUGCGAUGGGUUGCUCGUAUUCGACGUUUAGGCAUUCGCAAUCUCCAGGUCGAUGACUAUCUUAUGCUCUUCGCGGUAGUUUGGUAUACGAUCCUAUGUGUCGCUCUAAAUGAAGUCGCUUCCGGUGGCGGCUCGAAUCUUAUGACCGAAGAAGACAAACAAUCGUUGACGGAUAAAAUUAUCGGCGAACGAGUGCGCGGUAGCAAAUGGGUCUUCGUGUCGGAACAUUCCUUUAUUCUUUGCGUCUGGAGUUUGAAAGCAUGCAUGCUGGUGAUCUAUGCGCGUAUCACUGAAGGAUUGAAGCAGAAACGAUGGAUCAACUAUGUCGCAAUCUACGUUGCCCUAGGAUUUGUCGCAACCGAAUUGUCGCUCUUCCUGAUGUGCCGCCCAUUAACAGACUACUGGGCCGUCGUCCCAACGCCAGACUACCAAUGCUCGUCCUACCAAUACUACGAAGUCGUGCAAGGUUGCAUCUCAAUUUCUGCCGACAUCUUCAUGCUCCUCAUCGCCAUCCCGAUGCUAAUCCAAGUCCGCGUCCCGCUCAAGCAAAAGAUGAUCCUGACGCUCCUCUUCGGCAUGGGAAUCUUCGUCAUCGUCGCCGCCGUCCUAAACAAAGUGUACUGCCUCGUCCCGUCUCUGAUCUCCUACGUCUACAUGAACUGGUACUUCCGCGAAGCAACCGUCGCCAUCCUGGUCACCAACCUGCCUCUGGUCUGGUCACUCCUUCGCGACGUCUUCCCCGCCCUCAAGAGCUGGACCGGAGGCUCCAAGCGCGGCACCGACCGCUACAAGUCCGGGCCCUGGACCAGCAAGGGUGGCUCCAAUAUACCUCCCUAUGGCCCGCCCAGCCAUGCGCGAUCGGGAGACUUCGGCAUGCAAGAAUUCGAGGGCACCACCACGAUUACCCCGCAAAAGGCGACUGCUUCUGAUAUCAGUCUCAGCGAGGAGCGCGAUGUGAGCAGUGACGAUGGCUCAGCCCGUGCUUUGCGCAUUCGUCAGGAUAUUACCGUUACGGUGCAGCGUGAUUCGCGGCCGUCGGAUUAUGAGGCGAAUUCUUCGCGCAUUACCCACGCGCACGAGGAGGUUUAA
Messenger RNA from Penicillium samsonianum, 1173 nucleotides. RefSeq lists its product as uncharacterized. Bases 1 to 1173 code for a protein of 390 amino acids. The transcript is spliced from 3 exons. NCBI's taxonomy places the organism in Eukaryota, Fungi, Ascomycota, Eurotiomycetes, Eurotiales, Aspergillaceae. The record is from RefSeq and is a predicted model, not a curated record.